Molecule: messenger RNA, 954 nt
Organism: Tremella mesenterica DSM 1558
Lineage: Eukaryota; Fungi; Basidiomycota; Tremellomycetes; Tremellales; Tremellaceae
Exons: 2
Coding region: 1-954 (317 amino acids)
Biological process (GO): DNA integration; DNA transposition
Molecular function (GO): DNA binding
Source: RefSeq, a predicted model, not a curated record
AUGGUCACUAUCCCUCGAACCCCUUCCAAACGUGGUACUGUCAUUGGUUUUCACAAAGCUGGCCUCACACUUGGUCAGAUUGCUCGCAAGCUAGGCUGGCCUCGAUCUACCGUCCAAUAUACAGUCGAAAGAUACAAACAAUACGACACUGCCUACGAUCGCCCACGCCCAGGACGCCCUUCCAAGAUGGAAAGAACUACUCGUCGAAUUAUCCGUGAUAUCACCCAUCAUCCCCAAGUUCCCUUCGGCUCUAUUGCCUCCACAUACAACCUCAGUGAACCCACCAUCCGCCGCAUUGCAGCCAGACAUGGUCUCCACCGCCGAGUCAUGCGCCGUACCCCUUUCUUACGCCCACAAGCAAUCAAAAAGCGGAUCAAUUGGGCAAAGGAUAAUGUAGGACAGGAUUGGAGCCGAGUUAUCUUCACAGAUGAGAUGUCUUUGGAGUUGGGACUUGCAAGGCGUGCUUAUACAACUCGAGGAGGUGGACAGGCGUUUGAUUUGAAACAUCUUCAACCAACAUUUCGAUCUGGGAGGAAGUCUAUCAUGGUAGGGGGUGCUAUGGCACAUAAUCAUAAAUUCCCUCUCAUUCUUCUUCCUCCUGGAGGACUCAAUGCCGCUCGCUAUUCCGAGAUUGUCUUACCAAAGCUGAAGGAGUAUGAAGAGAUAUUGUCUGCAGAGAUUGACCGAAUGCAAAAGCGUGAUACACUUGGUCUCCAUUCACUUAUCCACCCUCCCUCAUCUCCGGAUGUUAAUCCUAUCGAGAAUCUCUGGUCAAUGGUGAAGUACAAGGUUAGCAAGCGCCUUCCAAGAGCGACAAACGUGGAGCAGUUGUUUGAACAUUGUGUGGCGGAGUGGGAAGCUAUAGACAUGGAUAUUGUCAACAAGGUGGUGGCUAGCAUGCCAAGGAGGGUUGAGGCUGUCAAGCAUGCUAAGGGGUACGCUAUCAAGUACUAA